This is a messenger RNA of Saprolegnia diclina VS20, 447 nucleotides long. RefSeq lists its product as hypothetical. Bases 1 to 447 code for a protein of 148 amino acids. The transcript has 6 exons. NCBI's taxonomy places the organism in Eukaryota, Oomycota, Saprolegniomycetes, Saprolegniales, Saprolegniaceae. The record is from RefSeq and is a predicted model, not a curated record. Gene Ontology annotation, molecular function: calcium ion binding; enzyme regulator activity.
AUGGUGCUCGCGCAAGAUGAGAUCGAUGCGUGCCGGGAGGCUUUCCUCGCGUUCGACAAGGACCGGAGUGGCACGAUCGACGUCUGGGAGCUGCGCCAGGUGCUCGAAGCCAUGGGGCAGCAGCCGACCGAAGAAGAGCUCUUUCAGAUGAUCAGCGAGGUCGACGAAGACAUGAGCGGCGCGAUUGAUUUUGCCGAGUUUCUUCAAGUGAUUGACAACCAGAAGGACCGUGCUGCCAUGUACAACGACGAAAGCGACAUGAUUGACGCCUUUGUCGCAUGCGGCGGCAAACCCGACAAGACGGGCGUCGUCAAGCGCGAUACGCUCGUCAAGAUCAUCAAGGUCGACUUUGGCUUGACCAUCAACAUCGAGGAAAUGAUCAACAAGCUCGACGUCGAUCAGAGCGGCGAGAUUGAGUUUGCCGAAUUCAAAGCCAUCUUGACAUGA